Messenger RNA from Botrytis byssoidea, 2232 nucleotides. RefSeq lists its product as uncharacterized. Bases 1 to 2232 code for a protein of 743 amino acids. Gene Ontology annotation, biological process: cellular response to pH. The transcript has a single exon. Gene Ontology annotation, cellular component: plasma membrane. Lineage: Eukaryota; Fungi; Ascomycota; Leotiomycetes; Helotiales; Sclerotiniaceae. The record is from RefSeq and is a predicted model, not a curated record.
AUGGACCGAAGACAAUUAAUCAACAAUUUGAAGCCUUCCUCGACUUCAGUGGCUACAACCGCUACUCACCCUCAUUGCACGCCUUUCACCCUUCCUUCCAACGGAGUUAUUAAUCUAGGCGCAUCCGAGUAUUUCACUCUCACAACCAAUGCCAUCUUCAGUCCCGAGUGUACAGGUACGGCCGAUAUUGUCCUCACCAAUGCAGACACUCCCACUUCGUUCGUCGAUCUUCGUGAUCCCUUCUACGCUUCCACGAUACCGGCAUGUUACGCACUCGCCGCCACGACUGUGAUUGCAUAUAUGCUAGUCAUAAUGCUUCUCAUCACCCCAAGAACAUUUCUUGUCCAAGGCGCCGUGGUUUUAGGACGGCGCGGAUUCACCAAUGGUCCUUCCGGGAGUGAUGCUGGGAUUGGCAUCGGUGGACGACCGUGGUUACAGAAGGUUGCAGCAUUAACAGUUGCAGUCUCUUUAACUAUUGCGACAGCAGACACAUUCCGUGUCGCGGAACAACAAUACGAGCUUGGACUUAUGAAUGCGACAGCCCUACAAGAGGAAGUCGAGGGUGGCAUGCAACUCAAGAUCAUUCGCAUCAUAUCGGAUACCUUCCUGUGGCUAGCGCAAGCCCAGACUCUGAUAAGAUUGUUUCCACGACAGCGGGAGAAAAUUAUAAUCAAAUGGACCGGAUUUGCUCUCAUUUCACUGGAUGUUUUAUUCAGUCUCCUCAACAAUUUUGUCUACGAUGGGAAUUCUCGACCCCGCCUUUUUACAGAUGCUGUGCCCGCCUUAGCCUACCUCUUUCAACUUGCCCUAAGUCUGCUGUACUGCGCUUGGGUCAUAUACUAUGCUAUUUCUAAGAAGCGCUACGCGUUUUAUCAUCCGCAAAUGCGGAACAUAUGUUUAGUGGCAUUGUUAUCAUUGGUAUCAGUGCUAGUACCUGUCGUCUUCUUCGUUCUCGAUAUAUCAAAGCCAACGCUUGCUGCAUGGGGUGAUUACGUUCGAUGGGUUGGAGCUGCAGCAGCCAGUGUAGUGGUAUGGGAGUGGGUGGAGCGAAUUGAAGCUCUGGAAAGGGACGAGAAAAAGGAUGGAGUGCUCGGAAGGGAAGUUUUUGAUGGGGAUGAAAUGCUCGAAGUUACUCCAACAUCGGAUUGGACAAAGCGUUUCCGUAAAGAUAACGAUGACAAGGGAGGGACUGCUACGGGUUCUACUUGGCCAGCAAUGCCUGGGCUGGCUAGUCGAUAUAGAUCCCAUGCCACGAACGAUCUCGAGACUGGGUCUGGUCCUGGUCAACGCACAGGCAGACAUAUAUUGACUGUCCGUCCUCCACUUUGGCCUACGAGACCCCAGCCUGCUGCUACACCUAUUAAUAGGGCGGACACAGCCAGUGCCGAGAGCACUGCAUAUACAGUGAGAUACCAUCCCAUAAGUGAAGCAACUCCACCAAUCAUCGGUAGGGAUACAGCACUCUCGAGAAGUAAUAGUGAAGCUAUAUCCAUUAGCAGGUCCAUUAGUAACGAAGAGGUUGACUCGGAUAAGCCAGUCAUACUGGAGCAGAGGAAUCAAGCACCUGUAGUCGCCGCGGCGGCUCACAGUUGGCAGUGGACUUCCCUUAAUCCAUUUAGACAUCGAGUCCAAGGGCCUCCAGCAGAAGUUUCGUUGCAUACUGCGAAGCCUCCAACACCUUUUAGUGGUCAUGAAUCUUCGAAUAGGUGGGAUGUGCGUGCUCGAAUUGAAGGUUUCGCGGCAAACCAAGCAGAAAGGUUCCGCGAGAAAACGCGGCCUACAGUCGAUACAGACCCACUUCCUCUGACGGUGAUUCCAGCACCAAGUCGAAGACGUGCUGCCGCGAUGGAAUCGGAGGAAUCGGAUACAGAUUCAAUCAAUCCAACGCCUGAUGAAUCUUCUCACAUGGAGAUUACUACCUCGAGGCGAGAUAGACCUGCCAGAACAACCGAUCCUUACACCCCAGAUAGCCUUAACCAACAUUCAAUUACGCAUCGUGGGAGCAUAUCAUUUGCAACCGCAGUGCAACCGGAACUAGAUCAACGAGUUGAAAAUGUCACUGCUUCGCCGACUCUUGUAGGGAGCCGUCAAACCCCUACAUUUUCGAGUUCACGAAGUAGUCCUAUUCAAGCUCGAAGUCCUGUCACACCGUCUCUUCCUCCAAUUAUAGAUGGCUUACCAGUAACAACGAUACCGGCACCGCCGCGGCGGCCAAGGGUAGAGAAUCCUUGA